AUGACAGCCAACGAACUUAAUGGGUUUCCACCUGGCUACUUCUUAAUAAGAGCACUACACUCCGAUUACUAUGGCAAACGAAUGGUGCUUGAUGUGGCUCAUUCAGAACGGCUCCCUGGGGUUGAAUUGGUGCUAUGGGUUGAUGAAGCUCAGUCAACGUGGCAGAUAAAGCACCAGCGUGAAGAUAGCCAGAUAUUUUUCAUGAGUGAAGACGGACUGCUCCGCUCCAAGGCAUCGGGUCAUCCUAUCGGCUGGCAGAUCGACCAGGCAACAAACACGGCUAAGCUAGUGGUUCAAACGCCUCGCCCAUUCAACCAUCGACCCCAGCCACAUUGUCGGUUCACAUACGAUAUCCAGUCGCGGCAUAUUACGACGCGACUGCCCUACGAAGUGUUUAGUGCAUUGCAGCCUUUCGAGCCCAAGCGCCGAGGUACUAAUGUAUCUCAGUCAAGCAUUGCCAGCUCUGUCACAUCGGCGGAUGAGGCAGCCCCUCCCAGUUCGCCGGAUGCGGGUCGGAAUUAUGUACUGGAAGUAAUACCUCGGGGGCAUCGCCAAUCGAAAAUAGUUCGAAUAUUCGAUUCAGUUCUCGAAUCGCCAGCCGAGGAAUCUGAUCAACCUGUCUCGAGCACAGAACAAACAUCUCAGUUGGGAGACAUACGCAAUGACUCUUGGUACAAGGGCCGAGAGGUGAAGUUGUCUCGGGAACGUUCAGGAAAGCGCAACCACGUCAAUAAAUUGCAGCAAUGGGAAAUAAUACCUCUGUCUAUCAUGCGAUCCAACCUCUGA
Molecule: messenger RNA, 786 nt
Organism: Rhizoctonia solani
Lineage: Eukaryota; Fungi; Basidiomycota; Agaricomycetes; Cantharellales; Ceratobasidiaceae
Product: WD40 repeat protein
Exons: 4
Coding region: 1-786 (261 amino acids)
Source: RefSeq, a predicted model, not a curated record